CGACAACCUCCUGUCACAUGUUCCCGCUGUAGGCGCUGAAUGGUGACGUCACUCUCAUCCUGGAUUCACUGGAAGUUUGACAGAACUGUUUAUUUUGGACAUAAAGAAACGGAGGACUGUUCACACUGAGAAACCUUUUCACACCAUGGAGAAGCAGAGGAAAAUGAUGGUUGUGGAAGAUUUUGUGGAAUAUCAUCUUUAUCUGGUAUCCAAUGAGCCAAGAGACCCUGCAAAGCUCAAACAGGUUUUGCAGCAGUACAUAGAAGAGAUACUUGCUAAACUCGCUCCCUUACUGGCAGACUACAUAUGGCAAAACCAAGCUUUCACUCUCAAGUAUAAAUCCAGUAAAGGUGAUGUUCCAGCCCAUAUUGAAGGACUAACACAUUUUGGUGAUAACAUAGAAGAUGAGUGGUUUAUAGUUUACCUGAUCCAACAGAUCACAAAGGACUUCCCAGAACUAGCUGCCAGUGUUGAAGACAAUGAUGGAGAGUUUCUGUUGAUAGAGGCCGCCGAUUUCUUGCCCAGGUGGCUUAAGCCAGAGAAUAGCUCUAAUCGGGUCUUUUUCUAUCAUGGAAAGCUGUGCCUCAUACCAGUGCAGCAAGAUGAGGGAGAUCUGCCAGAUCCAGCAUCCAAUAUGAACAUAUCACAAGCCCUCAUGUUACUCUCUGCACAUCCAGAGGCCUUUACAGCAACAGAGUCCAUAACUAAAGCUAUUGAGCGGAGAAUUAAAGGGUACCCCGAACAAAUUAAGGAUUCCUUCCAUCGAGCCCAUUGUUUUGUUCCUGCUGAGAUUGUCGUUGUAUUAAAGGAGCGUCCACAGUUGGUUUCAGCAGCAGUCCAAGCAUUUUAUCUCCGAGACCCUAUUGACAUAAAAUCCUGUCGCACAUUUCGUCAUUUUAAACCUGAAAGGCGUUUGUUGACAUCGGUGACUUUUACAAAGUGUCUAUAUGCUCAGCUCAGUCAGCAGAAGUUCCAUCCUGACAAGCGCAGCGGAUACACCGUUCCUGCUCUCUCACAUCCUAAGUACAAAGCACAUGAGCUGGGAAUGAAGCUGGCACAUGGUUUUGAGAUCUUGUGCAGCAAGUGUACUGGGUCUGACGCAUUGGCUACAAGGCAUCCUUCACAGAGCCCGCUCUGGACUGGAUUUUUAAGCAACUUGAAAAAGAAUGAUUUCUUUAAGGGUGAAUUAGAGGGAUCAGCACAAUAUUGUGAACUUAUGAAGAAAGCUGAGAUUUACUUCCAGCAGUCAGUAUUCAAGUCAGAGAGUUCAGCAAACCUGAGUCCUGGUGAAGAAGUCCUGAGGUUACUUAGCACCCUGACUGUUAAAAUGGAUGAGCUGAAGAAAGAAGAAGAUCAUCUCUCUCCAGAUGAAGAUGACAGCUGGCUGGACUUGUCACCAGAAAAGUUGGAGCAGAUCUUGCAGAAUGCUGCUGGUUCAAAGGAACUUGGUGCUGAGAAUGAGGAGCAAUACAACUUGUCUGAAGUGACUGACAGCAUGAAGGCAUUUAUCGCAAAAGUGUCUUCACACGAAGGAGCAGAGAUGCCUUGGAAUCCUGCAGAAGCACCAAUCACAUUUGAUGUUGAUUCUUUCACAAGUGCUUUGGAAAAAAUCCUUGGUCCCAGUCCAGAGGAACUUGAUUCUGAUGAUCUAGACUUGGAAGAAGAAUUUGAGUUACUGAACAGUGAUGAUGACGACUUGGAUGAAGAUCAGGCAACACCAGAUGCCCUACAAAGCCUACAAUCUUACAUGGACUUAAUGGACAGAGAACUGGCACAUACACAUAUUGGCAAAAGCUUCACCAAGAAAAAAAAUAUGCAGGGAGGAGUCCAUCAAAAGACCAGUAAAGCUGAUGAAAGUAGCUACGAGGAAGAGGUGAAUGCCGACCAGUCUGAUUUGGCUGCAGUUGAUGUGGACUUAAAUUUGGUCACAAAUAUUCUUGAAUCCUUUAGCUCUCAAUCUGGUCUGGCUGGACCAGCUUCCAAUUUAUUACAAAGUAUGGGUGUGCACCUUCCUGACAAUACUGACCAGGAGACAGAAGAUAGAACUGAACCGCACUAAAAUAAACCCAAGGUCUCUGAGAUCACCAAUAUGGUACUUUCCUUUGUAUUACACAUUACAUAUCUGCUAAUUCCGGAUUUAAGUGGAUUCUGUGCUCUGCAAGAUUGAUGGCAAAAUCCUAGUGUAUGCCAUAGAAAUGUGAUCCAUCCACUGGGACCCCAACCAAUUACAAAAAUGUGAUUUCCCUAGGCAAAGAGCCAUGUCAGUGUAUUGCAGCAUAGACCAUUCAACUACAGUGGAUUAAGACCAAUGAUAUAUUAAAGCCAAAUCCUCGAUAUGCUAGCAAUCUUGAAAAUUACACAUUUUCUAUAUUAUUAUUGUCUACAAAGUCAAUCAAGAAGUGAAAGUCAUGUGUUUCCUCCUAUGUUAAACUGCACUUACUGGUGGCCUGAGCGGAAACAUGGAACAGACUUCUGACAAUUAAUGUACCGCCCAAGGAAAUGCUAGAUUUACAGUUCGGUGGUAUAUUUUCUGUAGGCAACAGUAUUUUCUGUUUAUUUGGUUUCUUAUUGUUUGUAUGACAUAGCACAUUUAUAUAUCCUGGGUUUUAGUUCCCCUCUACACAGGUAGCUGAUCCUUAUGAUAAUAACAGAUGUUUUAUUUAUGCACAUGCAUGGAUAAUGUUGUUCAGAGGCUAUCCAUAAUGCUUGAAAGCAGUUAAUCAACAAUGGUCUUUAUAAUGUUUUCAGUGCCUUAAACAGUGGAGACACACAGCAUAUCAGUGGUACCAAUCAUAUAGUUAUAGUAAGAAAACAAUUGCUAAUACAGGGGUGUGUGGAACACUAGGAUAGAAUAUACAACAGAGCCUGAUGUGGCAUGCUAUAUUUGUAGUAUUUAGGUUUGUUUUGUGCCUAAAUUGCUGAAACAUUCUGGAUCUAUAUGUGUGUAUAUAUAUAUGUGUGUAUACACUGACAUUAUUUGUGACGGUUUACUUUUUUAAUGUAUAUUUUUUGUAAAUGUACUUUUCAUGAUGAAGAAAAGUUAUCAAAAUGUUCUACAAUAAACAAUUGAAGAUAUUUAUCAUAAAGUUCUGCUUGGUUCAUAUAAUAUAUGAUAACUGGCAGUCCUUAAUGGUAUAGUCCAGCUGUUAUAUAAGGGACCAAACCAUAAGUCACUCCCUCUUUCUUUGCUGCUUUGUCAAAGGUAAAUACUGCUCAAUUUUCUCCCAGUCACUUACCACAUAUAGUUUAUUCAUUUAUUUUAUUAAUUUCAUACAUAAUUCAUUAUCCAUUUAUUUCAUCAGAUAUAUUUCAUUAUCUAUUAAUUUAUUCAUACAUUAUUUAGUCCAUUUCAUAUAUAUACACUUAGUUCAUCCAUAGUAGAAUACAUUUUUCCACCCAUAUUGAAUUAUUUUCUUCAUUAUCAUUAUAGAUUAUCAUAAUUUUCCCUGGUUUCGGUACAUUGCCGGCAACCAGUCACUUCAUUUUUCUCUCAGACACGGUCUCUCCCGUUCUAAGCUGAAUUUCCCGCUCUCUAAUCACCUCAGCAUCUUCGCGGCAUCUCCUGUCAGCGCAGGCUUCUCCUCUGCAGCGGUGCCGAACGGAGCUGUAUCUCCACUACAGAGUAUCUCCUCACCUAUAUCUCGUUCCUAUUCUAUUGCUGUAUCCCUUUCCUAGCUUAUAUAUUUGGUGUAUUAGUAUAUAUAUGUAUUUAUAUAUACAUAAAUAUAUGUAUGGAGAUAUAUUGAGACGCAUCACUCACUGUGUAUGACAUCUUUCAGUCAUUAUCUGCUGCAUAUAUCACCACUUCUGUAUU
Molecule: messenger RNA, 3814 nt
Organism: Hyla sarda
Lineage: Eukaryota; Metazoa; Chordata; Amphibia; Anura; Hylidae
Gene: ECD
Product: ecdysoneless cell cycle regulator
Exons: 14
Coding region: 146-2059 (637 amino acids)
Cellular component (GO): nucleus
Source: RefSeq, a predicted model, not a curated record